CAUGGAGGCUCCCUGUCAGGGGCCCAGGGCCCUCGGGUUUCUUCUUGCAAUGCAUGACCUGCUUCCCUCACCCGCAGAUCGUGUCCUUCUACACAAGGCCGUUGUCUACACGUGUGUGUGUGUGGGGGGGCUGAGGAGGUCAGGGAUUGUAGUUCUCUGGGCUUUGAGCCCAAGCCUGCUGCCUUAAUCCAAUUUGCACUCUCUGUUCUGAGCUAAUUGAUCCCCUGACCGGCUGGCUUCCCAGAUCACUUGUUUCGCUUCUUUCGAGGAGCAUCAGGAGGAGGCAGGCGGCCAUCUUACCUGCCUCACUUGGUCUCUUUCUUUGGGGUAGGAAAGGGGGCAGCCAGGCGCCUCCCCUCGGCUUUGCUGCAGGCGCGUCUUGAUCUUGGAGCUUCUCUCACUCAUCCACUUUCUGAGUCUCCCCUGGGUCAACGCUGUCCCCUGCCCUUGAUUCAGCCUUCUGCCAGUGCCAGGAUGUUCGACUGGAUUGAGAAGGUGGUACCCCAGCCUCCUGUGAAAAUCCAUGUUUCUGUGGUGGGAGAGAAAGAUGCACCAGUGGAACAGAGUGUAGCUGUGGACGGACCAGAACUUGCCAAGAAGCUGCCAAAAGGAGACUGCUGCAAUCCAGCAGAAGCGUCCAUCCCAGAAGAAGGCCUGGGCACCAUGGACCUGUGGCUGCCGAGGGAAAGGGCUGGCCAGGGGCUGCUCUUCUGGCUCUCCCAGAGGCUGCAGAAGACGAUCCCACAGCUGCCGGAGAGCUCCCAGGUCCUGGAGGCCAGCAUUGAUAUUCCAGAAGAGAUGGAAAUCCAAAGCUUCCAUGAAGAAGAGGAGGAAUUAGCCAUUACGGUCCUUGAGUCAGAAGAAGAGUCUGAAGUGCAGUCCAGCAGUGACAGCAACACCCCAGAUAACACCAAUGGGGGGAAAGUAUUUACUUGGCUGAUGGAAGGAUUUGAAAAAUUAAUGCCUCAGCCAGAGAACAGGAAAAAAACCGAGGAAAGGAUCCCAGGAAGAGCUGCUGAAGCUGAUUUAAAAGGGAGCGGUCGAGUGACGUCGCAGAGUGACCCUCUCCCAGGCAGUCCUCCCAGUUCCACUGGAGCAAUGAAUGGAACCUCUGACAAGCAGUCCUACCUCAGCCUUCCUCUCUUUCCACAGAGACCUGGAGGCAACGGAGCCCAAAGCCUGUUCAAGUGUUUCCUUCAGGGACUGGAGAAAGUGAUGCCCCAGCCUGUCACUAAAGCAAAACAAGAUGGGCAGCAAACGAAGAGCACAGUCCAGGGCCGAGAAGAAGAAACAAGCAAAGGGGCUUAGCACCCCUGAAACAAAUGGACACGGAUGGUUUUGGAGAUCUCUUUUCAUGAACCAAGUGAAGCCAGCCUGACUUUUGGGGGUGCAUAUUGAGUCAGAAUCAUGAAAAACCAGAGUUCAAAGGGUUUCUUUUCCAAAAUAAAAUAAAGUAAACCUUAUAGCA
Pantherophis guttatus is the source of this 1468-nucleotide messenger RNA. RefSeq lists its product as uncharacterized. The record is from RefSeq and is a predicted model, not a curated record. NCBI's taxonomy places the organism in Eukaryota, Metazoa, Chordata, Lepidosauria, Squamata, Colubridae.